GAAAAAGCGGCGCGGCUCGUUCAAGAUGGCGGAGCUCGAUCAGCUGCCUGACGAGAAUACUUGUGAUCAGUGCAGAUCUUGACCUUCUUUGGGAAGAACAAGAUUGGAGUGUCUUGACUUUCUCGCAAUAAGUCUUACAGAUGAAGUGCCUGAGAUCCUUCAGAAUAGCGCUCCAUUCUGAAACACCAGCAUCUCCUCCAUUUGACAGUCCCGAAGACCCUGCUUCUGCCUCUCCAUCUGCAAUGACAUGUUCUUCAGCAAAAGCACUUGUGAGCUUGAAAGAGGGAAGUUUAUCGAGUUCGUGGAAUGAAAAGUAUAAUUCUCUGCAGAAAACACCCAUUUGGAAAAGCAAGAAUGCUGGUUCUGCAGUGGAAAUGCCCUUCAGAAAUUCAAAGCGGAGUCGACUCUUCUGUGAAGAAGAUGACAGACAAAUAAACACAAGGUCACCCAAAAGAAAUCAGAAGGUUGCGAUGGUUCCACAGAAGUUUAAUACAACAAUGCCAACACCAGACAAGAAAGCAUCACAGAAGAUUGGUUUACGGCUUCGUAAUCUGCUCAAACUUCCCAAAGCUCACAAGUGGUGUAUAUAUGAAUGGUUCUAUUCAAAUAUAGAUAAACCACUAUUUGAAGGAGAUAAUGACUUCUGUGUAUGCCUGAAAGAAUCUUUUCCAAAUUUGAAAACCAGAAAAUUGACAAGAGUAGAGUGGGGGAAAAUCAGACGAUUAAUGGGAAAACCACGGAGGUGUUCCUCUGCAUUCUUUGAAGAAGAAAGAUCAGCAUUAAAACAGAAACGACAGAAAAUCAGACUUUUGCAGCAGCGGAAAGUUGCAGAUAUUUCACAGUUCAAAGAUCUUCCAGAAGAAAUUCCAUUACCACUUGUAAUAGGAACAAAAGUUACAGCACGUUUGCGAGGUGUCCAUGAUGGGCUAUUCACUGGACAAAUAGAUGCUGUAGACACUCUUAAUGCCACAUACAGAGUGACUUUUGACAGGGCGGGUCUUGGAACACACACAGUCCCAGAUUAUGAAGUUCUUAGCAAUGAGCCUCAUGAAACCAUGCCAAUUGCUGCCUUUGGACAGAAACAACGGCCUUCAAGGUUCUUUAUGACCCCUCCCCGAUUGAAUUAUGCACCUUCACUCCAGUCUCCAAUUACAGACAGUGAUCCAUUAUUAGGACAAUCUUCAUGGAAAAACAAAAUUUCAGGCACAGAUAGUGAAACACUAGGAGGCUUUCCAGUAGAAUUCCUCAUUCAAGUGGUUUUACUGCAGGAGCGUACACAAAGGGCUGGCCCUUGGUCGAGAGCACAGCUGAGAACAGGCUGUGAAAAAAGGUAUGGUAAGACCAGGUUAUCGAAAAUCCUUAUGAUCAAGAAGGAACACAUCAAACAAUUGAGAGAGAUGAAUACAGAAGCAGAAAAGCUGAAAUCAUACUCUAUGCCAAUAGGUAUCGAGUUUCAGAGGAGGUACGCAACUAUUGUUCUAGAUCUUGAACAACUAAACAAAGACUUAAACAAAGUUUUGCAUAAAGUUCAGCAGUAUUGUUAUGAGCUUGCUCCUGACCAAGGCCUCCAGCCUGCCGACCAACCAACAGAUCUGAGGCGUAGGUGUGAAGAGGAGGCUCAGGAGAUCGUCAGGCAAGCAAAUUCCUCAACGACAGGACAGCUUUGUGUUGAGAGUGAAAAUUUAACUGAUCUUAUCUCUAGACUUACAGCAAUAUUACUGCAAAUUAAGUGUCUAGCAGAAGGAGGUGAUCUGAAUUCCUUUGAAUUUAAAUCACUAACAGAUUCAUUAAAUGACAUUAAGAAUUCAAUAGACUCCUCAAAUAUCAGUUGUUUUCAGAAUAACGUUGAGAUCCAUGUUGCACAUAUUCAGAGUGGUCUGAGCCAGAUGGGAAAUUUACAUGCUUUUGCAGCUAAUAACACCAACAGAGACUGAAAAUUUUCUUUCAAGUGUACAGCAAGUAGUUCUGGAAAAUCCUCUUCCUUUAUAUAGGCUUCACCAAAUAUCCUAACUGCCAGAAGAUAUGGGAAAAGAAAACCUCUCAGAAAGGACCCUUUCAAAUAUAUUCUAUCUGCUUCUUAAGAAAACCAGCAUUACUGGCCAGCAUUACGUUAGAUUCUCCACUUGUUAUUCACAUACAGUAGUUUUGCUAACUGGUAAUCUCUUAGUAAUUGCAUUUAUUAUAAUAAACUUGAAGACACACUUUCAUAUAAUUGGAACUUAGUUUUUAAAAGUUCAGAUUAAUUCUGCACACCUCUUGCUGUUGGCUCUACUGGUAUGUUAGAAGUGAUGAAGCGGAAAUGGCUCACAUUACUAGCGCCCGGCAGGUCUUUGUUAUGGAAAGCUACGCUUCUGUGUGGGUAGGGAGAGUUGCCAUUUCAGCCUUCAGGUAGCGCAGUGCUGAGGCAGGCUGAGGGUUCUUGAUCUAAAGAAGCAGCAGCCGGAUAGGGACAGCAAACAGAAGCUGUAAACUUGAGGAUGUUGGGCAGGCCUAUCGAUCAGUCAGUGUCUUGUUGGAACUUUUAAUUUAUCAUAACUUAUAGAAGGGGUCUAAUGAAGGAAUAUAAAAACAUAACUGGUAACGUUGCAGAAAGAGCUUGGUUAUGGCUUUUUCCCUUCACACGGGGCAAAAGUAGUGCUUUAGUUGGUAUUUUAUAUAAGUGACUGGUUAAACGUAUUGUUUUUCCAAAUUUUUGUUUGUUUUGCACAACUUUUAAAUUAGAUUACUGGUUAUCCAACAGUACCCAACAUAUAUAAAUAUGAAGAUUUUUAUAAUUAAAGAUAACCAGUGAGGUAAACUGCAAAAAUAAAAAGUGACAACCUGCCUAUGAGUACCUUUUGGAAUGUUAAUCUUGUAAAAAGUGUGUAUUGGUUUGUUUAAAUAGUCUUGUAAAGCUUCUGUGUAAUGAAUUGUUUCCAGAUACAAAUUUUCAGAGAUAGCUGUAGAGAUGUUUUUGAUUCUUUUAGAUGCCUCAUUAAAUGAGGCCUUUUAUAUGUUAAUGUAUAAAGAAUAUGUAAACAGGAUUAUUUUCAAUUUUAAAAUUUUGUAUAGUUUAAAGAUGCUUCUGUAUUCUGUGUUGGUAUUGUGCCACUGCAAAACUUUAGUGCAGAGUUUAUAUUUAGCUAAACUUGUUCUGUUAAUUAAGAGAAAUGCAUAAAUCUUUUAUUCUCAAUGAAAUUUGUAACUCAAUAAAUUGACCUAUGAGAGUUGA
Phalacrocorax carbo (great cormorant) is the source of this 3211-nucleotide messenger RNA. The record is from RefSeq and is a predicted model, not a curated record. Lineage: Eukaryota; Metazoa; Chordata; Aves; Suliformes; Phalacrocoracidae.